AUGUGCUAUUAUGUUUUCCGGCCUCAAAUAGUGUUGUUUGAGGACUCAAUUACAGAGCAAUCUUUCAGAUUAGGUGGUUGGGGUGCUGCUCUUGCUGAUACUUACUCUCGCAAGGUGAGGUUUGUUCAAAAACUAAUUUGGAUUAAACCGAACGGUGUGAGCGUGAUAAUCGUUGGGAGAAGAGAGCAAUCUUUCAGAUUAGGUGGUUGGGGUGCUGCUCUUGCUGAUACUUACUCUCGCAAGGCUUAUGUUGUGGUACGUGGUUAUGGUGGGUACAACACCAGGUGGGUUUUAUUCUUGUUGAAUCACCUUUACCCUAUGGGAUCUGCAACUCCUCCUGUCGCUACCACUAUUUUUUUGGGGCUAAUGAUGCGGCUCUUUUGGGGAGAACUGGUGAAAGGCAACAUGUGCAUAUUGAAGAAUACAAGGAAAAUAUUAGGAACAGAGCAAAUUGUUACUAGACUUGUAAAUUAUGCUUUAGCAGUUUCUGGAUACUUGAUUUUCUUAGUAAUUAUUUAG
Messenger RNA from Fraxinus pennsylvanica, 519 nucleotides. The record is from the annotation of a GenBank genome assembly. NCBI's taxonomy places the organism in Eukaryota, Viridiplantae, Streptophyta, Magnoliopsida, Lamiales, Oleaceae.